Medicago truncatula (barrel medic) is the source of this 1187-nucleotide messenger RNA. RefSeq names its product transcription factor bHLH18. The transcript is spliced from 5 exons. Gene Ontology annotation, molecular function: protein dimerization activity. NCBI's taxonomy places the organism in Eukaryota, Viridiplantae, Streptophyta, Magnoliopsida, Fabales, Fabaceae. Bases 80 to 1084 code for a protein of 334 amino acids. The record is from RefSeq and is a predicted model, not a curated record.
CACUCUAUUGGGACACAAAGGGUCAUUGGUCCAUAGCUGUCUUGCAAUUUAACUCUAGUUAGAAAUUUCAGCUAGCAAAAUGACAUCAAAUCAUGAGUCAUGGACAAGUUGGUUGUGUGAUUUGGAACCAGAAGAUUACAAUAUCAUCAAUGAGAUUAACAUAGCCACUUUGCCACAAGAGAAUAACAACUUGCAACAAUCUUUUUCUGGUGGUAGCCAUUGCUCUCACACAACCUCAAACACUAUGAGCAAUUCUUCAGGAGAUGUUAACAAGACUAACCCUUCAAACAUAGGGUACCCUUCCUUACCAAAAAAGGAUUCUUCCCAUUCUUACAUUCUUUGUUUUGGAAAUGAGAAUCCAGAAUCAAUGUUGAACAUUGGUUCAACUUUAAAACCAAAAGGCAAGGUUUCUAAUCAUGGGAAAUCUUUAGCCUCAAAAGGGUCCUUAGAAAACCAAAAAAAGGGACCAAAACGCAAUAUUCAAGAGAGCAAGAAGACUGAUUCAGCUGCUAGAAAUGCUCAAGAUCACAUAAUUGCUGAGAGGAAGAGAAGAGAAAAAAUUAGUCAAAAGUUUAUAGCUCUUUCAGCACUCCUUCCAGACUUGAAAAAGAUGGAUAAGGCUUCUGUAUUAGGGGAUGCUAUAAACCAUGUGAAACAGCUUCAAGAAAAAGUGAAGCUAUUGGAAGAAAAGAACCAAAAGAAUAACGUAGAAUCUGUGUCUAUGGUAUAUGUUGAGAAGACAAAGUCAUAUUCUUCAGAUGAAGAUGUUUCAGAAACCUCAUCAAAUUCUGGCUAUGGUAAUUGUUGUCACACUCACACCUCAAAACCAAGUAGGUCACUGCCUGAAGUUGAGGCAAGAGUGUCAGAGAAAAACGUGCUGAUUCGUGUCCAUUGUGAGAAACAUAAGGGUGCAUUGAUGAACAUAAUCCAAGAGAUAGAGAAUCUUCAUCUAUCAGUCACUAGUAGUAGUGCAUUGCUAUUUGGAACCACAAAACUUGACAUAACCAUCAUAGCUGAGAUGGAUGAGAAGUUCAGCCUAAGCGUGCAGGAGCUAGCUAGAAAACUUCGGGUUGUACUUUUGUAAUACCUAAGUGAUUGAGGUUACAUGAUUGAUAAACUUCAUCAAAUAACAAAUUAUUUGAAAGAAUCCAAUUUUAAUUUCAAAGUGCAACAAUUUUUUGUCAAAA